Molecule: messenger RNA, 1049 nt
Organism: Eutrema salsugineum
Lineage: Eukaryota; Viridiplantae; Streptophyta; Magnoliopsida; Brassicales; Brassicaceae
Product: rhodanese-like/PpiC domain-containing protein 12, chloroplastic
Exons: 8
Coding region: 24-920 (298 amino acids)
Molecular function (GO): peptidyl-prolyl cis-trans isomerase activity
Source: RefSeq, a predicted model, not a curated record
ACUUGAACUCAACGAGACCCAAAAUGUUUAGACUGACCGGAAAUCUUUCGUCGGCUUCAUCUCCAGCGGCGGCGGCGUCUUUCUCCGCCGCUUUGAGACUCUCCGUUGCUCCGGCUCUCGCUUUGGCCUCUCCUCCCCAUCUCCGCUGGUUCUCGACGUUUUCUCGUUCAUUUCUCGGCGGACGCAUCUCUUCAUUCCGACCACGCAUUCCUUCUCCGUGCCCGAUUAUGCUCUCUGGUUUCUCGGCUCUCAAAGCGAGAGCUUCAUUUAGCAGCGAGAGUAGUGCGAGUAGUGCAAGUAGGGAGAUUCUGGUGCAGCAUUUGCUUGUUAAGGAGGGUGAUUCUGAACUCUUUGCUGAACUCCAAAAGAAAAUCUUGGAUGGUGAGGAUAUGAGUGAUCUUGCAGCUGAGUACUCGAUUUGUCCAUCCAAAAAGGAGGGUGGUAUACUUGGAUGGGUCAAAUUGGGUCAAAUGGUGCCAGAGUUUGAGGAAGCAGCAUUUGGAGCAGAGCUGAAUCAUGUGGUGAGGUGUAAAACCCAAUUUGGCUGGCACUUACUGCAAGUUUUAUCUGAGAGGGAACCUGUGAAAGAUAUUCAGGUUGAGGAGCUGCAUUCCAAAAUGCUAGAUCCAGUUUUCAUGGAAGAGGCUCAGUUAAUUGAUGUCAGAGAACCUGACGAGAUAGCCAAGGCAUCCUUGCCAGGAUUCCAAGUGUUCCCGCUCCGCCAAUUCGGAACCUGGGCACCAGACAUCACUUCAAAGCUGAACCCUGAGAAGGAUACAUUCGUCUUGUGUAAGGUUGGUGGCAGGUCGUUGCAGGUUGCGAACUGGCUGCAGUCGCAGGGCUUCAAGAGUGUGUACAAUGUAGCUGGUGGAAUACAAGCCUAUUCUCGCAAGGUUGACCCAUCAAUUCCUACUUACUGAAACUGCCCCCAUCAGAUUAUCCUAGAAUUUGCUCCCUUUUUUCUUCUAUUCUUAUAUCCUAAUCCAAAUAAUUGCAAAUCGUAUUCGGGGAAUAAUUUAACAAUAAUAAUAUAAGGUUCAUUUUAGACA